Camellia sinensis is the source of this 2894-nucleotide messenger RNA. RefSeq names its product putative serine/threonine-protein kinase WNK5. NCBI's taxonomy places the organism in Eukaryota, Viridiplantae, Streptophyta, Magnoliopsida, Ericales, Theaceae. Gene Ontology annotation, biological process: protein phosphorylation. Gene Ontology annotation, molecular function: ATP binding; protein kinase activity. The record is from RefSeq and is a predicted model, not a curated record.
UUUUGCACUGAUUAACCCCUCUUCCCAAAUCUCCCUACCCAUCUCAAUCUCUCUCCAAAAUCAUCCCACCAUCAACUUUUCCCCUCUUAGAUUCUCUCUCUUUCUCUCAUAACCACAAAUGGUGCUACCAAAGCGUGGCCACAGGUUUUUCAAAUUCAGGAGCUCAGCCUCUUGCCAAAGCCCCACUCAUGAUCAUGUCAACUUCUAAACUUUUGUAAAACAAACCACCUCCACACAAAGGCAAUUCUUCUAAGUAUACUCCAAAAUAUCUCUCAAAACACCAAAAAAUAUGACCAAAAAAAAUUCUUAUUUGUUCAUUGGCUGACAGAAUAUUCCACUCUCUAUCCAUUCCCACCUCUCACAGAGUGUCUCAAUCUUAUCUGUUAAAAAAAAUCUCUAAGACACACCUUUUUUUUGGUCUACUAAUCUUUCAAUUUGAGCCAAAUGAGUCCUCAGGCAUACGAGUUGUCGCGGGAGGUUGUGGACAUGGCUUGGAUUAUGCUGAGGAUCGAUUACUCAAGGCUCUUCUGGCUCUUGUUCGGUGUUUUCUCAUACGAAAACCGCGAAGGAAAGCCUCGGAUUUUCUAGCACCCGGUCUCUCACCUUCAAGAAAAACUCAGUUAUAUAGCAAUAGAUUAAUAAAGACAAUAUUUAGCAAAUUUUAUAAAUAACAAGCUUGGAAGGUCGUUGUUGUCUGCGGAUAGGGUUGGUUGUUGUUGCUCAAUCAUGUAUAAGGCGUGGUUAGGGGAACCGAUUGAUGGAUCAAAGUUGCAGUUGGGAUACAUUGAAAUGGAUCCAUCAGGAAGAUAUGGACGAUUUAAAGAUUUACUGGGGAAAGGAGCAACGAAGACAGUGUACAAGGCAUUUGAUGAGGUGCUUGGGAUGGAGGUUGCUUGGAACCAGGUCAAACUCAACCAUGUUUUUCAUUCACCGGAGGAGUUGCAGAGGCUUUACUCCGAGGUCCACCUCCUUAAGAACCUCGAUCACAGUUCCAUUAUCCGAUUCUAUGCUUCUUGGAUCGACGUUGAUCGCAGAACUUUCAAUUUCAUCACUGAAAUGUUCACUUCUGGCACUCUCAGAGAGUAUAGACAGAGAUACAAGAGAGUAGAAAUUAGAGCAGUGAAGAACUGGGCUAGACAAAUCCUAAGAGGACUGUCAUACCUGCACAGUCAUGAUCCACCAGUGAUACAUAGAGACCUCAAGUGCGAUAACAUCUUCGUCAAUGGGCAUCUUGGUCAAGUCAAGAUCGGUGAUCUAGGGCUAGCCGCCAUUCUCCGUGGCUCUCAACAUGCCCACAGCGUCAUAGGUACUCCUGAAUUCAUGGCACCAGAACUAUACGAAGAGGAUUACGAUGAGCUAGUAGACGUUUACUCCUUUGGUAUGUGUGUUUUAGAAAUGCUUACUUCUGAGUAUCCGUACAGUGAGUGCUCCAAUCCUGCUCAAAUCUACAAGAAAGUUACCUCGGGGAAGCUGCCGGAGGCAUUCUACCGGAUUCAAGACAUCGAAGCUCAGCGCUUUGUGGCGAAAUGCUUAGGCACUGCUUCGAAGAGGCCAUCGGCCUGUGAGCUCCUGGAAGAUCCAUUUCUUGCUUGUGAGAAAGAGGAGGUGUCCAUUGCCACCAGCAAAAGGACUCAAACCCCAAGAGAUCAUCAAAACUCAACUCCUAAUGGAACAGUGGUUGAUAUGCCGGUUUUGCUGCCCGAUUCAACCAGGAGGAGUACGGACAUGACUAUCACCGGGACCAUGAAUCCGGCUGAUGAUACCAUUUUUCUCAAAGUCAAGAUCACGGAUAAGGAUGGGGAAGCAAGAAACGUGUACUUCCCAUUCGAUAUCGUGAGCGACACAGCCAUUGAUGUAGCAAUGGAGAUGGUGAAGGAAUUGGAGAUCACUGAUUGGGAUCCAUCGGAGAUCGCCCAGAUGAUUGAUGAUGAGAUUUCUGGUCUUGUUCCAACUUGGAAGGAGUCGCCUCGACACCAUAAUCAGCACAGCUUCGCCUACGACGAAGAUGACGAUGACAGUAGUAGUAUCCACCACCCUUUCUACUUGCUCUCCUCUCAUUCUUCGUCCCAUGGUUCUCUUCCCGGUCUCUACACUUCACCCAAGGGGUCUCAGUUUCAUGGCACCAACGAUUCGACCAAUUUUGGCUGUUACUGGAAUCAAGAAGAUUUUCUUAUCAAUGAUGAUGCAAGUUCUCAAAACUCACAAAACUCCUUCAACUACUCUAACUUAAACUAUUCCUCAGCCAAUGAAAAUGACUUUGAUUUGAGUCCCAAACAUGCCAACUUCAAUGCCAAUAAGGGACACAAUUGCACUAGAUUCUGCCCUGAAGAAAGCAAGAGCAGUAAAAAUGGUUACAACCAAAGCAAUGCAUUAAUGCUUGACACUCACAGAACUUAUGCAAGUUCUUCAAAUCAUCAUCAUCAUCAACAACAACAACAAAGCAAGAUCACUCGUGUCAAAUCACUAGUCGACAUUCGUAGCCAACUGUUGCAUCGGUCCUUGGUGGAGAUGAUAAACAAGCGGCGGCUGUUUAAGACUGUCGGAGCUGUUGAGAACAUUGGGUACAAGGACCCCGGUGAGUUUUCCGGGAAGAUGUCCAUGUUUGGUGAGUUUUCCGGGAAAGUUUCUGGGAAUUGUGAAGGGUAAGGAUUUGAAUGGUAAAAAAUUGGCAUUCUGGUGAUUUGGGAAAAACAAGACGUAAGCAGUUUAUCUAUAAUUAUAGAGAGACUAUUACUGUGACUCGAAUAUGGGAUGGUAAGGGUAAGGAUUUGAAUGGUGAGGUACUUUUAAUAUUUGUAGUGUGAAUCUUGAAGUUUCUUGAUGAUGUUUGUAUAUAUGAUUUUGUGGUGUGUUAUUUUAUGAAUAUUGAACCCAAGAUGGUUUUUUGAUUUUGA